Messenger RNA from Bursaphelenchus okinawaensis, 4216 nucleotides. NCBI's taxonomy places the organism in Eukaryota, Metazoa, Nematoda, Chromadorea, Rhabditida, Aphelenchoididae. The record is from the annotation of a GenBank genome assembly.
AUGACCGACAACCCCGGGCCACCGGCUGCCAGUAGACAGCCAUCGUCCAAUUCAGAAUCCCACAAUCAAAUUCUGCACGCUCCCAUCCACGAACCCAAGCACGCCGCCGACAUAAGUGCUACAGAUUUUGGAGAAAAACUGAAAAAAUGGACAGCUCACGCCUUCGAGUCGUACGGUGAAUUCGUAGGCAGACACCCUGGCUACGUAUUAUCCUAUACCCUCCUGUUUACUGUCGCUAUGCUGCCUGGUUUUGUAUUUUUCCGAAUCAACCUGGACUUGUACAAGCUUUUCGUACCAUUAGAUGCUCCAGUCAGACGAGAAUUUGAGGGAUCACAGGUCUGUUUCUCUCAUUAUUCGCAAUAUUUUUGCUUUUUUAUCAAAUUCUGGUUUUGGGGCUAAAAUAUCUUGGUUUUGUCCAAAAAUAGACAGUAUAGUAAAGUAUUUCGUAAUAAAUAUUAUUUUAGAUAUUUAACGCCAUGCCACCUGGCAACUUGGACUUUACUCCCCCUGAAAAAAAUAUAUCGACCCGAUCUAUCGAGUUUGACGCUCUACAAGUUUGGAACGAUCCUCUUAACCCUGCCAUAAUCAGAACAGCCCGUGCUGCCAACAAAAAGAAACAGCAGAAGAAAAAGUGUAAGUUCAUACUAUACCUACUAUAAUAUAGACAUUAACAAAAAUAUAAUCGCAGAUAAAUAUUGUGAAAGUUUAAAAUAGGAUAUGUAAGCCAUUAUGGCACAAUUUGGCAUAAUAAAGAGGCUACAUUUUUUGUUUUAGCGGUAGAUGCACCUAUGCAUAACGACAUUUUGCGAUUCUAUGUUGUACACAAAGAUUACGAAAAUUUGUUGGAAAGUGACACUCUUCGGAAGCUGUACGACUACACGAACGAGAUGAUGACCGUACGAAUGGAGUACGACGGAAGAGAAUGGGGAUUGGAAGAUUUUUGCAAAAAAGCUCCAACUGAAACUGUAAGUUUCUUUAUUUUAUAUUAUAAAGGUUAAAAAUUGUUUUAUUUUAAAAUGGUAUAAUAUUACUAUGCAAUACUUUUAAAAUUAUGUCACAAUUCUCCUUUAUUUUUGAAUUGGAAAAAUCGUUAUAGAAGUGCAACAACCAUCUGAACGUGUGGCUGAAGCAUGCAGAGAAUCUGUUCAAAAGCGAAGGCUCCAGAUUCAACCCGAAUCUACAGUUAUCGUACCCAGUAAUGUACUUGUUCAACCGCCCAAAAGAUAUUGGAAAUGUAAGUCAUCUCAUCAUAACUAUAGCAUUAAAACUAGAAGCAAACACCCAUCAAAAUAAACGUAGAGAUAGUCAACAUUAAAGCAACGUAACUUAUACUUUGUUUCCAAACUGUGAUAACACAGGAUUUUGAUUACAGAUUAUCUACGGAGUCAACGUGACCGGUCAGAAGCACGAGAUUGUUGGUGCUCGAGUACUGACAAUCCAUUGGUUUGUCAUGUUUCCAAUCGUUGGCGACGCUAAGAGCGCCUACUUGGCUUACCGUGAUAAGUUAAACGAGUUCUGGCAGACUAAAACAGACGAAUCUAACAUCAAGUUCAUCCCUCACAAGUAAGCAAUCGCUGAAUAUGUGUGGUCCAUUAGACUUGCUUAUGAAAUCGUACCUCUUCUUUACAUUUCGUACCUUUUCAGCGACAAAGCCAUGGACGAUGAGUUGUUGUUGAUCAUCAAAACGGCCGUUCCUUUUGCCAUUCCAGCGACAAUUCAGAUGAUGGUCUUCGUGUACUUUACUAAUCUGUCGAAAGACAUCAGAAAGUAGGAUCCUAUAUACUAUAAUGUAUAAAAUUUGUGAAAAUAGCGUAAUAUUUGAAUAGAAAUAAUUAAAAUAAUCGUAAGAACAAUAUAAUUCUAGGUCAAAACCAAUGGAAGCCUUCUUUGGUGUGAUUUGUGUCGUCCUUGGCUUGGUAGCCACGUUUGGAAUGACGUUUUACUUCAAACUGCCAUUCAACCCCAUCUCCAGUACCAUGCCUUUCUUGAUUCUAGCCGUAGGUAAGAGCAAUUACUCUUUUUGUAAUUACUACAAUUUUUGGUAGUUUAUUUAAAAAUUUCGAAUGCCAAUUACUGUUAUAUUAAUAUUAAUAUUUUGAUGAUGUUGCAGGAGUUGAUGACGCUUUCUUGAUGUUGGGAGCGUGGCGAAUGACAGAUCCCCGACUAUCAGUAGAAAAACGUAUGGGUAUUACGAUGGGAGAUGCUGGAGCCUCGAUUACCGUCACUUCUCUCACCAACUUUGGUUGUUUUGGUUAGUAAUUUAGCACUUUCACCUUACUUUUGAAUUAUAAUAGCUCUUUAAUACCUAAUUAUUACAAAAGUCCAAUAUGUCAUAGUAUAACAACGUCGCGUUACAGCUCUUGGUUACUUCCUUUCCCCAACACCAGCUGUAGCUGACUUCUGUACAUUGACAGCUGUUGGUAUGCUCGUUGAUUACAUUUAUCAAAUCACAUUCUUCGCCGCCAUCAUGGUAUACGGUGGAAUGCGUGAGGACAGAGGUGGUAUAAAGACCUACUUCAACAAGAAAGACAUCAAGAUCAUCGCCACCAGAGUCAAGAACCAUGUCUUCUGUUGCUGCAAAACCGAGAUUCCUGAAGAAGAGCCACCUAGAGCAAGUAAGUCUAUUUAGAUCGUCUUCAAUUUCUUUUUAUAGUAACUCUAUAGAAAGUUAUCUAUAUUAUCAUCAAUAUUUAUUUUUACUUUCAGUACGUCAAGACUCACAAGAAAUCGAAACUUUGUUUCACGAACCCACCAUCAUGCACAGAAUGUUCAGAGAUUACUAUGCUCCGUUCAUUCUGAAGCCAUGGGUGAAGGCCAUCAGUUGGGUUGUGUUCUUCUUGUAUAUUUGCAUCAGUUUCUACGGCUGUGCCAAUAUGAAAGUUGACAUCAGUCCAAAAAAGUACAUCAGAGAUAACUCGCCAAUUCAGACGUUCGUGCAUUUGGCUGGUAAGUCACUACAUCCUUUAUAUAGCCAUUUCCAAGUAGCAACUCCCAACGAUUAUAAAAGUUAAAAAUUUGGCAUAGCUGACAGUUGUAACAUAUCCAUACCUAAUUUUACAUCUAUUUCAGACAAAUACAUCUGGGCAGACAACGUGAUGCCCCACAUCCAUAUCAUGAAGCCCCCAGAUCUCCGUAACGACUACGACAGAAACCGGUUGAACGAGCUGGUUUUUCGAUUGGAGAACACAGACUACUCGAUUGGCCGUGUAUCCACCAACUUCUGGCUCUGGGAAUACCAAAACUUCCUGAACGACUUCCCUGAGGUCGUGUUCUCUCGCGACUUCUACAAAAGAAAGUACCUCCGCCAGUUCUUCAGUCAGUUCGACUACGUUCAGUUCAGACAAAUGGUGAGAAUCAACGAUUCUGUGCCUGACGGUGACCCAUGUAUCUCGGCUUUUACCUUCCAAACGUCAUUCUAUGGGUAAGCUACUUUAUAUUAUUUUUUGAAUUUGUAGCAAGUAUUUCUUGACAAAAACUAAUAGUCAUGUUUAGGUUAGACUCAUGGGACAAAAGACAAGCAGAAUUGUUCCAUUGGCGAAGGAUAAUCGAUGAGUACGCCGAGUACGACGGAUUCUUAGCCAAUAUUUUCUCGCCAUUCUUGAUUGAUCAACGUAAAACCAUUGCUCCAGCAUCCAUGCAGUCCGUAGGAUCAGCCAUAGCUGUUAUGGCAUUGAUUUCCAUCUUCUUCUUACCUGAUAAAGUAAGUUUGACCAAGCAAACCCAAUUUUUCAUUACUUUUAAAAAAGUUUUGUCAGAUAUUAGUAAAGUUAAACUCGUAUUGUUUCAGCUUUCCGUGUUCAUCAUGUCGUUCUCUCUGAUAUCGAUCUCAACUGGAGUUUGUGGAUUCCUGUGUCUCUGGGGAUCGGAUUUGGACUCCGUCUCCAUGGGUUGUAUUAUCAUGGCCAUCGGAUUGGCCGUCGACUUCUCCAUUCACAUUUGUUAUCGCUACCACUUGUCCGAAGAGCCGACAGCAGACGGGAAGGUCAUCGACACCUUGUCCAUCGUCGGGUACCCCGUUCUUCAGGCUGGAGGCUCGACCUUAUGGGCGAUGACAACACUACCCUUCGUCCCGGCCUACUUGGUUCGGGUCUUCUUCCAGACCGUGGUGUUGGUAAACAUAUUCGGUCUUCUGCACGCGUUAUUGUGGCUGCCACAAUUCAUUUCGGCUAUUGACCCCAUCCAAAGAAUCCCCCGACGUCAUGCUCACGCAGACUGA